Molecule: messenger RNA, 2771 nt
Organism: Macrosteles quadrilineatus (aster leafhopper)
Lineage: Eukaryota; Metazoa; Arthropoda; Insecta; Hemiptera; Cicadellidae
Product: golgin subfamily A member 6-like protein 22
Exons: 20
Coding region: 159-2771 (870 amino acids)
Biological process (GO): regulation of cilium assembly
Cellular component (GO): centrosome
Source: RefSeq, a predicted model, not a curated record
CAAAAUCACUAUCACAGUUGAAUGAAGUGUAAAUAUUCAUUAUCCUUCCCCUGGGGAUAUGAAUAUGGGUAAGGAAUAACACAAACAAAUUUAACUGCACAGUUUAAAAUUUACAGACAUAACAUAAAUUGAGCUCCUCGAUUGUCAACCCUGUAACCAUGGCAGACCAAGCAGAGCCUGCCCCAUUACAGGUCCCAGGAGAAGAACCAACAGAGCCGGUUGAAAAAGCUGAAGAAAAACCGGAUGCCGGAGUAAAAGAAGACCAAGGUGUAAAGGAAGAAGAGCAAAAAGUAAAGGAAGAGGAACCACCUAAAGAGGAAGAAGGACAAAAAGCUACAGAAGAAACACCGGUACAAGAAGUAAAGCAGGAUGAAAAGGAAGAAAAACAACCACCUAAGGAAGAACAACCACCUAAGGAAGAAAAACAACCACCUAAGGAAGAAAAACAACCGCCUAAGGAAGAAAAACAACCACCCAAGGAAGAAAAACAACCACCACCAAAGGAAGAAGCUGUGACUGAAGCCAAAAAGGAUUCAGUUAAAGAUGAAUCCCCUCCUAAAACUGAUGAUACUGCAGAUAAGAUUGAAAAGAAACAAAAGAAGAGCGACAAGCCUGAAGUUAAACCGCUGUUUGAUAGCAAAGGCAGUCUGUUAGAGACGCAGUCGUUUGUCCGAGAGAGAAUCAGAGAAAUCAAGGAGAAGAGAGCAACAGUGGCGAAACUGAUUGGGGAUCUGCAGGCUAAAGUCAAGGCUUAUAAAGAGAAAAAAAAUCCCACUGACGAAGACACCGCCAACUUGAAGACCUACCACGCUCAGUUCCUCGAGAAGCUGGGAGAGUUUGAAGAGAUGACACGGAACCUGGAGAAGCUGAUGGGGAUGGCUGACGUGUCUACGUCUCAACUGGACAUGAAGAUGUCUGGGCCUCCAAUGCCUAGCAAGCCUAAGCAGAAGGUGGCUGAGCCCGAGAAGCCCAAGGUACCGGCCAGUGCCGAGGUGGUGCCUUUCAAAGACAUUGAGGACAAGUUGCCCAAGCUAGUGGUGUGUGGAGCAGACACAGGAGACAACGUACCCAGGAUCAUCGUGUGUGAACCUCUGCGGAAGAAGGACCUGGAGCCCUGGAGCGAUAAGGCUAAACCUGGCGAAUGUAUUGAAAAGCUGAAUGAAUGUUUUAUGAACCAGCAGAGACUAGCUGCAGAAAACGCAGAAGUUCAGAGAAUAAGGCAUCAGCAGCAGCAGCAACUGCUGGACAUGCAGGAGACUCUAGACAGUAUGAGACAGAGGAUGAUGGUGCUGGAGAUGGACAACCGCAGAGUAACUGCGGAGAACCAAGAGUUGCAGCAACGGCUCAGAGUGCAGCCUCCUCCGCAGCCGAGUGUGCCAGGCGUGAAGAUGUGCAAGAGAGAUCUUUACAUGCAGUACAAGGGACAUCCAGCGGAAGCCAACAUGCAGGGCUUGGAACAAGAGCUGAUGAAGAUGGGUGGUGACAUAGUGACGAUUGCCAACGACCUGGACAACAUUCACAGGGAGAAAAUGAACCUGGGCUAUCCGACAAGUCCUAGGAAAACGUGCAAAUUGAUGCUACCACAAGUUGGAACGCAAACGGAUGAAGACAAAGAGAAAGACGUUAUUUUCGAAUCGGACAAAGAUGUUAAAUUCAAAGACCUAAGAGAGCAAUACCAAAGGCUGCACAGUGAUUUCAAAAACAAAGUGGCGGAAGUGGCUGCUUUGAGAGUGGAGUUGGAAAAGUCGAGGAAGGAGUUGGACGAGAUAACGAUCCUGCAUCAGGAGCUGGAGAUGAUGCAUCAGAAGGAGGUUGAAGACAACAGCACACUGAUGGUGGAGAAGAAUCAGAUCCAAUCUUUCAAAGACCAAAUAGUGGAUUUGGAGCAGCAAGCCAGCAUUGCCAAGCAGAUGUUCAAGUCUUCACAAGAGGAAAUGGAGGAGAUGAGAUCACUGAUCGAGGAUCAAGCUACUCAACUGGACGAGUACAGGAAUAAGUAUAUGAGAACACUCCAAAUUGCGGAAGAAUUGAAGAAGGAAAAUGAAUUCAAAGAAAAGGCAUGCGCUGACCAGAUCGCUGUGGAAAUUCAACGAGUAAAGCAAGAAAUGCAAGAACAGCUGGAGGAGCUGAUACCCAUCAAGGAUCUGCUGAAGAUGACCCAGCAGAAGCUGAAAGAGACGGAGCAGAUGCACACUAUAGCACUGGAGACCAUAGCAGACAUGUCACAACAACUGGAGGAUGCUCGUGGCCAGAUGGAAUCCAUGAAGGAUAAAAUUACUGCUAUAGAAGGCCAUGGGGAGUUGCAAGAAAAUCUGAAAAACAGUCUUGAAGUGGCCGAGAAAAGAAUGACCGAAUUGGAAAGUGAAAAUACCCGUCUCAAGGAGGUAGUGUUACAACUGGAAGCCAACCAGGCUGUACAGAAGGAUCAGCUGGAGGCCAAGUCUCAUGAGCUACUGCAGAUGGUGUCUCAGCUUGAAACUGUCCGAGAAGAGUCUGCUCGUCAGGUGGCGAGAGUGAAGGAGCGUAGUGAGAUGAUCCGCAAAUGUCUGCAAGCUCAGAUAGCUGAGAUGGAGAGAGAGGUGGCUCAGUGCCGAGCGGCCGCUGCCUUUGCCAACAGGGAGAGGGACGAGAUAAGAUCCAAACUGCAAAUGGAGAUUUGUCUGCUUUCUGAAAACUUCCAUGAUUCUCAAAAUCGAAUAAUUCAGCUACAACAACAUGUCAACUAUCUCAGUGCUUCCCAUCCAACAACGCUCAUAGACCUGGUGCAGUGA